UAUUUGAACUCUCUUUUGCUUUUCUGUUGUCUGCAAAUUUUCAAGUUAAAGAACGGAAUAUGCUGCAUUUAACUCACAGUUUUCCUGUUUCCCUUGAAUUUCAACACACAACUCAAGUUCAUUCACUUUGCUUUUUAUCUCACUUCUUAGUUGUUGCUGCUACCCAAUUUGAUCUUUUCAUUUUUGUGUUGUAAAAGUAGUAAUUUUAGGUAGAUCUGAGGUAAUACUUGUGAUAUUAUUAAAUUCUAAAUCUGUCACUAAAGGCCCAAUUAGAGUUUUCCUUCUUAUAUUAAAAGCUACUCUGCAAUUUCACUUUACCUGACGUUUAAUUUGUUUGUAUUUACUAUUUAGUAACAUAUGAAAAAUGCAGUAACUAAUUGUUGAGGCUUAGAGUUAAAAGUUGCUGAAUUCAGUAAUUUGUUUCUGUAAAGUUUAUAAGAUGAUAUUGAGAAGAAGUAGUACUUGGGAUGUAUAUUAGCUUGUUAUCUGUGUAGAAUUCUGGUCAUUUUCUCAAAAUUUCACUACUUGAAAGGGACCACUCUUGAGUUUUAGACUGUAGAUUUGAUGGGAUUUAUUGCUUAACUACUUGAUAUUGAGUGUUCUGUUUAAUACUACUGUCUUGCUUAUCAGGCUUUGUUUAUAUUUUGGGUUAUUGUUCUUUUUGGUUUGCCAACUGUAUCUAGUUGGAUAAUUUUUUGGAAGUUUUGACUUGACUCUGUCAUCACUUCCCCUGGCAAAGUAGUCUUCAACAUAGUUGCUUUCACUAAUUAUUUAUAAUUACAUUCUCAAGCUGAUGCAGAUGCUUUCUGACAUUUUUGCAAUUCCAGCCUGCAGAUUCUCUAUUUCUUAAAAACCAAUAUUUAUCUGAAAUUAUCUUCUUCUUUUUUAUUUCUGGAACUUCUUGAGUUAGAGCAAUUGGUGGUCAAUCUAACAGUAAGCAGCUCAAAGAGAUCCAGAGGAUUUCAUACCUGUUGAUGUUGUUGAAAUUGUGGGAUAAUUGGGUUGGAGACGGGCAUUUGGUGAAUUCUGGUAUCCUGCUUUGGGAAAUAUGAAAUUUGGGACAAAGAAAGGAUGGAAAUCCUUAAUGCCCCUUCGUUUGAAAGGCAAAUCAGCCACCCGCUUCUCUUUAUUUCCAAAACCAAGGUCAUCUAGCUAUGCACCAGGUAGUGCACCGGUUUAUCUCAACGUGUAUGACCUGACACCCAUGAAUGGAUAUGUCUAUUGGGCUGGCCUUGGCAUCUUUCACUCCGGUGUGGAAGUUCAUGGUGUAGAAUAUGCAUUUGGAGCUCACGACUAUCCAACAAGUGGUGUUUUUGAAGUGGAACCUCGGCAGUGUCCAGGCUUCAAGUUCAGGAAGUCAAUAUUCAUAGGGACCACGUGCUUGGAUCCCAUUCAGGUCAGGGAGUUCAUGGAGCGACAUGCUGCAAGCUACCAUGGUGAUACGUAUCACUUGAUUGUCAAAAAUUGCAACCAUUUCUGCAGAGACAUGAGUUACAAGCUUACUGGGAAACCGAUUCCAAAAUGGGUAAAUCGGCUAGCAAAAAUAGGUUCGAUCUGCAACUGCAUUCUUCCGCAAUCGCUCAAGGUAUCUGCUGUGCAGCAUAAUCCCAACGGCCAACCAUAUGAUAGUGAAAGGAGAAAAUUAAGAAGUGCUUUCAGCUGCCUAUCGUCUAUCUCAACGAGACAAAAGCAGCUUUCUACUUCUUCAAUGUUUCUACAAUCACCCUUGAAAGGGUGUCUACCAUGGGAAUUGAAAAGGUCUCUAAAUGGGUCCUUAAAAGAAAGAUGAAAUAGUGUUUCACAGAAAUUCUGUUUGCAGAAGCUGUUUAGCAUCUAUGGAUAUUAUUAUGUCCAUUGGCUGAUGGAACCAUGAAAAUCGCUGGUUUUUGUACAUCAUGAUGAAGUCCCUGGUCUGCUGUGAAAACUGUUCAGAAGCUAAUUGAUUCUUCUUAGCAGGAGAAGGAACUCCCCGAUCAACGAUGUCAAGUAUCUUCUUCGGUGAUAUGUUUUGAGUCUAUCGAAGUUAUGGAUCCUUCUGUCCGUCGAACUAACAUGAUUGUAUAAAGUAUGACACGUCUGUAUGCGCCAGUGAAUUGUUUUUGUCAGCUUCAUGAUUCAUUGCUAUGUAAUUUUAUUCUGUAACAGUUGAUGGCUAAUGAUAUUUCAAGUGUGCAUCUGGAGAAGCUAAUAUUUGCAUUA
Molecule: messenger RNA, 2199 nt
Organism: Mercurialis annua (annual mercury)
Lineage: Eukaryota; Viridiplantae; Streptophyta; Magnoliopsida; Malpighiales; Euphorbiaceae
Product: deSI-like protein At4g17486
Exons: 4
Coding region: 1049-1789 (246 amino acids)
Biological process (GO): protein deubiquitination
Molecular function (GO): deubiquitinase activity
Source: RefSeq, a predicted model, not a curated record